Magallana angulata is the source of this 933-nucleotide messenger RNA. RefSeq names its product peptidoglycan-recognition protein SC2-like. The transcript has 6 exons. Gene Ontology annotation, molecular function: N-acetylmuramoyl-L-alanine amidase activity; zinc ion binding. The record is from RefSeq and is a predicted model, not a curated record. Gene Ontology annotation, biological process: peptidoglycan catabolic process. Bases 54 to 863 code for a protein of 269 amino acids. Lineage: Eukaryota; Metazoa; Mollusca; Bivalvia; Ostreida; Ostreidae.
AAGAAUUCGUAUGAGGAAACAUUGCCAUAUCUACUGUCAGAGAUAGUGAACAGAUGAUGAUUUCUUUAUUUCUAAAAGCUUCUUUCACCUUACAAUUUAUCUGCAACAUCGAGUUUUCGAUUGCUAGUCAAUGCGCAUGCGCGACAGACUAUGUCCACGUCAGAUCCGGUGCAGGUACGACUCACCACAUCUUAGGUACACUGAGCACGGGGUCAUGUGUCACGUUCAAAGAACACAUGAUGUCUGCUACGGGAUACCAGUGGGCGAACGUGGACUACCACGGACAGAAUGGUUGGAUAGCAUCGAAUUACCUAACCUUUAAAGAGUGUUCACAAUCAUCAUCCACGCAUUCAACUGCCGGAUGUCCGACUAUCAUCAGUCGUAGUGAAUGGGGUGCGCGCGCGCCGACGCAUCACAAUGGACGACUUCCCACAACCCCUGGUCACGUGUACAUUCAUCAUGGCGCUACUCCGGGUUGUCACACAAAGGCUGACUGCAUUCAGAGAGUUCAGUCCUAUCAGAAUUAUCACAUGGACUCACACGGCUGGUCGGAUAUAGGAUACAGUUUUGUGAUUGGCGAGGACGGAAAUGUGUACGAGGGGCGAGGCUGGGACACUGUUGGGGCCCACACUCUACAUCACAAUACUGACGGACUCGGUUUUUGUGUGAUGGGAAAUUUUAUGACGCACGCACCGAAUGACCUGGCAAUAAACGCAGUGAAGAGCUUGAUUCACUGUGGAGUACAGAUGGGAAAAAUUACCCAUAACUACGUGUUAAAGGGUCACAGAGAUGUCGGCCAGACCGCGUGCCCUGGGGACAAGCUGUACGCCUUGAUCAAGACUUGGCCCCACUACCAUCAUUAGAUACUAGCCUCUAUUCCUGAAAAAAAAUGUAUUUCACACGAUCCUUUCAAUAAAUACAUUUAUGAAUGUU